Messenger RNA from Clonostachys solani, 576 nucleotides. Lineage: Eukaryota; Fungi; Ascomycota; Sordariomycetes; Hypocreales; Bionectriaceae. The record is from the annotation of a GenBank genome assembly.
AUGCGUCUCCAGAUCCUCACACUGGCCUCGGCCGUGCUAGCCGUAGCCUCACCUGUGGCCCAAGUCAAAGCUGAUCCUGUCUCAGCACUGCCAAGCCCCCCAGACACCUACUCGGCCGGCAACAUCGAGCAGCGAGUCGACUCAGUGAUAAAAGUUGCCGGCCAGGCACUCGCCAAAGCGCAGCAGCUCAGGAGCGGGACAAACAUCCAAUUGAUUGGACAGUCGAUUGUCGAGACCUUCGGUAAGCUUUCCGAGAAAACUGCCGCCGGGUCGGUCGUCUUCAACAUCAUCCCGGCAUAUGCCUACUCCACCGAAGAGCAGCAGAAGAUAUGCGCCUCCUACGAGCAGCUCCUCACACUAGAGUACGAAAUCGUCAAGGCCUUUUUCGACCAUGCGAGACUUACUACGGGCACAAACUUCCAAGGACAUCUGCAUGCUCAGUUGAGGGUCUUCCAGGGAAGCAUCGACAAGUACAACAAGGGCCUCGUCAAGCAGCUCCCCGUCUGCGCGGCCGACGUGCAGGCCGAGUACAUCAAGCUGGCGGCGACCACCCAGUUGGCCAUUUCCCUUAUCUAA